Molecule: messenger RNA, 13805 nt
Organism: Ahaetulla prasina
Lineage: Eukaryota; Metazoa; Chordata; Lepidosauria; Squamata; Colubridae
Gene: TNFSF13B
Product: TNF superfamily member 13b
Exons: 6
Coding region: 12916-13779 (287 amino acids)
Biological process (GO): immune response
Cellular component (GO): membrane
Molecular function (GO): tumor necrosis factor receptor binding; receptor ligand activity
Source: RefSeq, a predicted model, not a curated record
GAACAUGGUUUGCAAAAUAUAUUUGGCAAUCUGUUUUCAGAGAAUCAUAGACAGCUAGAUACUAGAUUAGUUUGUUACUAAAAUUAAUCUGUAUUUUCAACCCCUGCUCCUGCUUUGUUAAGCUCUCGUGGGUAGAUCCUUACAAUGGUGAAUGCUUCCUUGAGAGAGGAUAGUCCUUCCAGCUCUGAAAGAGAUAAGAGUCUCCACCUCAAAAAAACCACUGCUGGAUCCCUGUGAUUUGAACAAUUUUCAUCCUGUCUCCAGACUUUUCUUAGGAAAAAAGGGAGAAUGUGAUCAGAAUACAGCUUCAAAGGUGGCAAUCAGGUUUCAGAACCUGGUACAGUACUGAAAAAAUACUUGGUCAUCCUUGAUUUGUGGCAGAUCUAGGGUGGGGGUAGUGUAUCCAUCCUGGCCCUUGGUGACUUUACAGCUUUUCAUACUAUUCAUGGUGUCCUGGUCAAGUUUAGAGUUUGGUUAUAGAGAGCACUAUGUUUCUGUGGUUCUUCCUCAAAGUCUGAAGGUUCCAGUCAGUUUGAGGGCAGAGUCAUGUCCUAGAUCCCUGCUUUGAAGAGUGCCACAGGGCUCUCCCCCCUUCUUUUUUAAUAUCUACAUCAAGGCCCUAUCACUUGUUGAUAUGGAAGGACAGACUCAGCUCAACCUACCAGGACAGUGACUGUGGGGCCCCCAUAGGACCUGGGCUGGAGAUAUUUCAACUUUGAAUGGGGUUGUACUACCCUGCUUGGAUUCCACAUGCAAUUUUGUAGUUCUCCUAGACUCGUAGCUACUGUAUAUAUGUGAUAUCUGUGAGCACAGAGAUUUUUACAUAACUCUGUCUUGUACACCAUUUGUAUCUUUUCCUGGACUGCUUCCAGUCAUUCAUCCUUAGUCUUUCCUGAGUGAAUUACUGCAACCUGUUCUACCUGGGGCUGCCCUAUGAAGACUAUUUGGAAUGUAGCUAUGCAGGUAGUUAAAGGCAUUCCUCAUUAUACUCGUGACACCACAAGAUGCAUUGGCUCUAUAUAGAGUUCUAGUUGCGAUUCAAAGUUCUAGUUGUCACCUGUAAACCACUGUGUGGCAUUGGACUGCAUUUUUCCAAUGGUAUCUGCCUAUCCCACGUGUUCCAACAGAAAGGGCCCAAGAUGAAACAAUGCCAUCUUGUGGGACCUUGGACGCAUGCCCUCUCAGCAGUGGCCUCUAGCCUUUGGACUUGUCUUUCUCCUCCUGGUACACCAAUGGCCUCAGCCCUGCAAGCUUUAGAAAGGUUAAGAUCUGGCUUUUCUCCUAGCUCUUGGGACAAGAGGAGCAGAUUUUCCAUUUGGUGGGAUACAACAAGCUUUUUUUUAGAUCACCAUUUAAUUGUUCUGCAGUAUUUUAUUUUAAUGGUAUGUUGUUUCUUUUGUUUUGAGUUGUGUAGUUGUACAACUGUCAUAAAGGAAACUAUUUUAGACUAGAAGCAGAGCAGAAAAGGCAAGAAUUCGAAUCUUGAUUUCACUGUAAAUAAUCCUUGCAAUUUCUGGAAUUCUUCUUAAGUAAUAGUUGAUGGCUGGCUUUUCUAUGAUAUUUCAUUUAUCUGAAGUCUUUUUCUUUGUCCUUGACUGCCCAUUUGUCAUUUUCUAGUGCAGCUUGGCAGGAGAAAUCUGGCAACUAUUACUUUAAUACACGUGAUUAAAUCUCCAAAUUUAAUUUUGUGAUUUAUGAUUAACACCUUUUAAUAUUAUUAAUAUUAUAAAUAGCACUAAGGAAAAAACAAUUUAUUGGAAGGGCUACUUAAAUACUUUUUACUGCUUGUUCUGUAUUUAAAUAAGAAAAAGUUUAAAGAUUAUAAUCAUUUUGAUAUUACGGUACAGUGUCAAAGGCAGGUAAACCUGGUGAUGCCUAAGACUAGUUUGCAGUCCUGGUAUUGCAAAAUGAACUCUUUAUAUUUUCCUAUAGAUUUUUAUUUACUUUCAUCAUGAGUAGGUCCUGGUUCACAUCUGGGUGCUCCCUCCCUCUGGGAGAUUGAGUUUGCCUGAUAUAAAACUACUUUGUGUCCAGUUGUUUACUUUGGAUAAAACAGUGGGUGCUGCUGAGAAAUAAAAGAAAGUUUCAUGAUCUGAGGUUUGGAAGGCAUGGCGCUCUAUUGAACUAUAAAGAAUGUAGAUUUUAAAAAUUACUGUAUCAGAAGUGCCAUAUUGAGAAUAUGGAAUGGAUAUAUUCCAAGCUGAACUUGAAAAUGCUUUUAUGGAUCACAGCACAAGAACUUUUUUAUAGGAAAGAAACAGCAGGUUAAGAGAAACAAAUAUAUACGAUCAAUGCUGCAGAGCAACAAUAAGCACAAAAAUGGAAAGAUUCUGAAAUGCUCACAAUGGAGUAAUGGUUGGUUAACAUGAUGGAAUUGGCAGAAAUGGCACAACUAACUUUUUGCUUUGAGAAAGAUUAAUUACUCCAUUAGUGACUUGAAACUCCUUAUGGACAUUUUACUGGAAAAAAAAUGGAUGAUUUAGGGAUUUGAUUGGUACAAAGAGUAGAUUAUGGAAAGAGAAAAACUUUGAAUGCUAUUUAUUAUUUUCUUAUUAGGUCUUCUUUUUUUUCCUUCUUAUCUUUAUUUCUUUUCUACUUUUCUAUAUUUUUCUCUAUUUCUUCUGUCUUUAAUUUAAAAUUUAUAUUAUUUUAAUUGUUUGGGAAACCAUUAGAUAAACAUUUUCAGAAAAACAAAUUAGAUAAAAAAGGAAGCCCUGGGAUGAAAAAAUUAAACUGCCUAACAGUACAGUUAAAAUACUAUUUUUUUUUUACUGGAAUGACAUGUUGAUAAUUGAGAAUAGGAUACUGAAAAUUUAGUUUUUGACAUUCAUCUCUAAUUCUCCAUGCAAUUCGUUAUCAAAAAAAGGAAGCUUUCUAUAUGAACAGAAUGGAGAGUACACUUUUUUCCUAUGUUUUGUACAGAGAUACCAUGUGUUUUCUAUGUAUGUGUGUGUUUACAUAUAUUCAAUACAAAUAUAAGCUGAAAAUAUUCUGGUUUUUGGACAAAGAAUCUUUAAUUCCUGUUCAGGAAUUACAUUCCCAAGUAUUGGAAAACUUUGUGCAAAAUUUGGUUUAGAAUAAAAUGCAAACCUGAUAGCAAUUUGUGAAGGCAACAAUAUAUAAGUGGGAAUUUGACCUCCACUAUUAUUAAAUCAAAUUAUUUGCUCCAUACAAUUCAUCUAGUGAUGAUUCAACUUUUUUUAAAUAAAUUAUUUGACUUUUUUCCCCUUAAGCCAGUCAUUCUGUGUAGAACCAUUCAGACAUCUGAAAAUCUUAAGACACAUGGUUUAAAACUGUCUUUCCUAAGAAACUAUUGCCAAUAUUUUUCAAUGCAGCUAGAUGAGACUAUUUUUUCAUACAUUUUACAUAUACAGUGGUACCUUGAUACUCAACUGCUUUGAAACUCAUCAAAUUUGGUAUUCAAUGCAUUUUGACACAAAAUUUUUCUGCUGGUACUCAUUGUUUGUUUGGUACACCAUGCACAAGCUAGAACUUGGUGUUGGCUGCCUUCCUUAUGGGAAAAAACUGUUUGGUACUCACUGCUUUUGGAACUCAUUGAGUUCCGGAACCAUGAGUACUGAGUUACCACUAUAUAAGUAAAGCUAGGAUUAAUACUGAAUUUUUACAUGGGGCAUCUUUUUAUCCUUAUUUUUGCCAUUCCUUUUCACUUAUUUAUUAGAUGUAUACCCACCUUUCACUCAGAAACUCAGUGGAUGUACAGUAUUCUCUUCCCCGUUUUUCCCCAAACAACAACCUAUGAGGUAGACUAGUAAUUAAGUAACUGACCCAAAGUGACUCUGUGGGUUUUUGUAGUUAAGGAUAGACUGUUAUAGUCAUAACAUCUUUAUAAUCAUUUUGUUAAUUAUACUGCAAAAUAAAAAAAUAGCAAAAAUAACAUAAUAUGUAAUGCAUUUAAAUCCCAGUAGCAUUCGUACUUUGACAUUUUUUAAUUUUUUUCUUUGCUUUUCUUAUGGCAUUAUUUACUUUGGAAACAUCUGUCCACCUGUGCUGUUGUGAACAUAACAAUCAUAAUACAAAAAUACUCUACACCAAAUAUUUUGAGAAAUAUUCUAGCAUUAUUUUGCUAAAUACUAUAAGAUUCCUUACCAUAUGUGGUGUUGGAAAUCGAUUAUUAUAUUCAGGAUAACACAGGCAGUGUGAUAUUUAUACUAUGCUAAAUGAAAGCCAGUCAAGGCAUUAGGCUAGAAACUGUGUGGUUGUGAGUUCUCAGCUGAGUGACCUGGAGAUAGUCAUUCUCUCAGUGCUAGAAAGCACGCAAGGGCAAUUCAUUUCUGAGAUGAUGAUGAUUAGAUUUUUCUAUUCCUCCUUUUUAUUAAUAACUUUUUAUACACUAUAAAAUGUCAAGCAUAACUAAUACUCCCUCCUCCAUCCCCACAACAACCAACCCUUAUGAGGGGAUUGGGCUAGGAGAGAAAGGGUCUGGCCCAAAGUCUCCCAGCUAGCUUUUACGUUUGAGUUGAGACUAGGGCUCACUUACUCCUGCUUUCCAGGCUAUCUGUCUUCACCAUCACACCAAACUGAAAUCCUGUCAUGAAAGUUGCAGAGACUUGUUCAGGUGAAAGAUCAAGGAAUGACCAUUGACCUGAAGGCACACAAACACACAUAAGCAAAAGUAUGUGAAUCGAAUUGUGCCAACCAUGAGGAUAAUGCUAGACUAUUACAGUGGUUGUCCAGAAAUAGAUAUUCUUUCAUAAUUACUUAGGAAUGGAUAUUGUAACAUGUUUAUGUUGGUUUAUUGUACUUUAGACCCUUUUUUCUUGACUUUUUCAAGAUAUUUGCUUUGACUUACAGACAUUUUUAAUAACCUUGAAGCUUAUCAUAUUUUAGAAAUACAUAAUUUUCAUAUUUUGAUAGCAGGGCAACUUUUGUGGAUCAGUAAUUUCCUGAGCUGGUAAUUAAAACUUUGAUUAAUCUUUUACCAAUAUUUUUGAGCAAAACCUUUUUAAAUACACCAUCUUUGUUGGUGAUGGUUAAAGCGCCAGGCUAGAAGCUGGUAGACUGUAGGUUCCAGUCCAGCCUUAGGCAUAAAAGCCGGCUGGGUGACUUUAGGCUAAUCACUCUCAGGCCAACCCACCUCACAAAGUUGUUAUUGUAAGGCAAAUAGGAGGAGGAAGGUAUAGUAGGCAUGUUCAUUGCUUCGAGUUAAUAAAAUAAUAAAGGCAGAAUAGAAAUCUAAUAAAUACAUAAUCUUUUUCUAUAUGCAAAAUUUGUUUUAUAUUUACAUUAUCAUUCAGUAUUGGAGGGAAAGGACAAAAGAAACAAUGUUUCCAAAUAAAUAUACUAUAUAUUUGAAAAGAAGAAAUACAGUAUAAUAAUAGAGACAGAUAAUUGUUUUUUGUUUGUAAUUGCUCAGAGGGGAAGGGUUAUAAAUUGCAGUAAUUUUAGUUUAUGCAAAUUAAUAUCUAAUAUAUGCAAUUAAAUAUCUAAUUAAUGUAUAACUGAUUUAUACAUUGAUUCACUAAUUAUAUUACUUAAUAUUCUAAUUACUUUCUAACAUAUGCAAUUAAUUUUCAUUAUUGCAUCAAGAAUGUAGAAAAAUUGUUCUGAAAGAACUGCAAUUCAGGUAGGUUCAUAGCAAAUAUAUAAAGCCCUUUUAAUUUUUAUUUCUUCCUGAAAUAGUCAUUUGAAAUGUUUAUAUAGCACUCAGCUCAAAUGAUUGCACAAAUUUAUUAGGCUCAGUUGUAAUGACUGAUUUUGUGUCCAAAAUUUGUUUUGUUACACAUUAUUGUUUGAAACUGCAAACCAGUGAAUCAGACGUAAUUCAUAGUACUCUUUGACAGUCAGUCCUGGGCUAUUUGUAUACUGGAACACUACACUGACCUUUUUGCUCUUUGGAAGAAAGUUCCACUGGGGCUUUUGGAUGUGGGCAACAAAAAUACAGACAACCAUUACAUGGCAACAGAGUGUUAAAGUAAGUUUCUUUCUGCCCUCUAGUGCAGCUGUUACCAACUGGUGGUCUAAUAAAAAAUAAUUUGCAUUUUUUAUAUUGCACUAAAUCAGGGGUCCUCAAACUACAGCCCCUGGGACGGAUACGUGCAGUGAACGUUUGUGUUGCUGCAGACAGUCUCCCUUUAGGGUCUUUUUGUGUGGUUUGGGGGGGGGGGAGAGAAAUUCCAACUUCAGCCUCCUGGUGUGGGGCUUUGAGCGAAGGCUGGAGGGAAGUGGCGAAGAGCCAGAGGGCCUUGUUCCAGUGGGACUGCAUCAUGGCCUGGAACUGGCUAACCAUCUCAGCCUGCUGAGCCUCCAGGCGCCGGUACCUGGCCUUGCACUCUCGCAGGUCUUCCCUCUGCUUGGAAAGCCUAUGCUUCAGUGGUGGGUUUCAAAAUUUUAUACUACCGGUUCUGUAGGUGUGGCUUGGUGGGUGUGGCAUGGCUUGGUAGGCAUGGCAGGGGAAGGCUACUGUAAAAUCUUCAUUCCCACCCCACUCCAGGGGAAGGUUACUGCAAAAUCCCCAUUUCUUCCUGUAAGCUGGGACUUGGGAGGCAGAGAAUAGAUGGGGGCGGGGCCAGUCAGAAUUUUUACUACCGGUUCUCCGAACUACUCAAAAUUUCCAUUAACUGUUCUCCAGAACUGGUCAGAACCUGCUGAAACCUGCUAUGCUUGUAGUCCUCAGUGAGGUGCUUCUACUGAGUCUCCUUCUCGGUCAGAUCCAAUUUGAACUGAAUCAGCUGUUUUGCCAACUCUUUCUCAUGGUGGCUGCUUAGCUCCAACAACUGCUUCCUAUUGGACCCUAAUGUCCUGCGGAGCUGGCAGUGGAGUCCAACAGUGAGGAGGCUGGGGAGGACAAUGGGCCAGUCCUGGAGUCAGGGGAAGGCCCGGACAAGAGCUCUGGUCAGAGGCAGAAAUGGGGCCAAGCCAUCUGGGAGCGAUGUGCAGACUCCGGAGCCUCCAGAGGUGGACAGCAGAGAGGUAGAGGAACAGGAGGAGCCUGUUCCUAAUGCACGCAUGCAAAGAGCUGCCAGAAGGCAAGAGCAGCUAACGCAAAAAUGACGAGUUGGGAGUAAGGCCAGAUGAUUGGCCCCUCCCAUAAAGCUUAAAAGAGCAGCAAUGGCUCUUGGGUUCUUUGUAGGAAAGCAAUGUUGCUACACUUGUUUCUUAUCUCCUGUUUCUGAACUUCCUGGGAUUCUUGCCAAGAAAAGCCUUUGGCAGGGUGCCAAAGAAGACAAAGGUUUGUGAUAAGGCUGAAGGACUUUAUUUUGGACUUAAUUUGGACUAAGCUGAGAAUGAAGUAAUUCUCAGCUGUUCUAAUAAAACAUGUUUGUUUAGGACUGAUUGUGUCUGGUAAUAACUACUUGGGCCUAGGUCACAAUACCUAAGGAGCCUGGGCAGGGAGGCAAGGAGUGGCUGGGAGGGGAGGGGUGAGUAGAGGCUGGCGAGGCACUCCUUGACAUGAGUAUUGAGUUGGCCAUGCCUACCCAGUCACAUGACCAUCUAGCCACGCCCACCCAGCCGUUCAUCAUCAUAUUAGUGGUCCGCAGGAUUUAAAAUUAUGAAUUUAGUGGUCCCUGAGGUCCGAAAGGUUGGUGACCCCUACUUUAAUGGUCAUUGGGAGUUUUGCAGACCAGAUCCAAGUAAAUAUAGAGAUUAUGUGUGAGGGUUAUAUGAUGUCCUAUUAUGCCAAUAUUCACUUAUCAAAUUUAUAUGUGACCUGAUCAAGUUGAUAUUUAAAAUAUGCAUUUGGUUGGGAAAGGAGGAGAGAAAUAUGACCAUUAUUGCAUUGUUUUAGUUAAUGUUUUGUAAAAUUGUUACAAUGCUAUCAUUAAAAUUUGAAAUUGUAAAUGUUAAUAUGCUGAUGUCUCACUUGCUGAGAAAUUCUCUUUGGUAUGAUAUUCCCUCCCCAAUUUCUUCUAUGAUUAUUCGGAUCACAUAUAAUACAUUUUAGGUGGUCUUUUAAUUUUUAUAAGUUGAUGGUGUAACACUGUUAAUUUUUUGGAGUAAAAUAUAGGUAAAGAUUGUGCAAGAUUUUUUUUUACAAGUCUGUAUUUUCUCUAGUCUGGCAUUAUUAUCUUUAGCAAUUAUAUUUUACAAACAUUUCCCUAACUGCUUCCUAAAUUUCCAGUAUUGUAGCCUGGAAGAGAGAGAUCUUUUUCAGCAAAUUUAUUUGAGUGUUUUUAUGCUCUUAAAACAGUUUUUGUUUUUUUUAAUUAGGGAGAAGGAGUUCAGUAGGCGAGGCUCAAAAUACAUUUUCCGUUCAAAAGUCACUGUUUUAAGUUUGACUUUUCCCCUCAAAGACACUGCUGACCUACAGUACUUUCACAAAGUGAUAUCUGUCCACCUCAUUUGCACUUGCAGAGCCUGCAAGAAAUCAUGGAACACAUUCCAUGGCAGUUGUGGGACAGGUGGUAUGCAUAAGCAUUUAAAAAAAAGGGAUUGCAGUCAAUAGAAGUUGAAUAAAUAUGUUUAAGAGGAGAUUUUUCUGAAAUGUUACAUGGUGUGCCUGUGUGUGUGAGAAGACUUAAAGCGAAGUUGAACAGUCCUGCCGUUUCCUCUAUGUUCAGACUGUGAGUAAUAUAUAAUAAAAUAAUUGCUUACAUUUUUAUUCUCAUUUUUCUUUACAUUAAAUUUUUACUAAAAGUCUACAAAAGGGCCGUAAUAGCUCAGGCUGUUAGAAGCCUGUUAUUAGAACACAGCAGCCUGCAAUUACUGCAGGUUCAAGCCCGGCCCGAGGUUGACUCAGCCUUCCAUCCUUUAUAAGGUAGGUAAAAUGAGGACCCAGAUUGUUGGGGGGGCAAUAAGUUGACUUUGUAAAUAUACAAAUAGAAUGAGACUAUUACCUUAUAUACUGUAAGCUGCCCUGAGUCUUCAGAGAAGGGCAGGAUAUAAAUGUAAAUAAAUAAAUUAAAAAAAAACACAUUUGUGUACUGAAAUGUGCAAUAAAACGAUGCAUUUACAAUUAGUACCUAACUUCCUCUUCCUGUGUGUGGUCUGCUUUAAAUAUAAAUAUUCUUUGCUGCUUGCUGCUAAUUUCCAAAUUUCAAAUUAAAGCAUUGUGCUUGUCUUUUUUUAUAGUGCUCUUUUAAUAGUUGCAUGAUUUGUCUAUUUGAAAUUGCUGUUUGGGACAGACUGAAGUUGGUGCCUUCAAUGGUCCUGUGGAAGAUGCUUUGAAGAACUUAUUUCAUCGUAGCUGUCUCCAUGCAGCAGUGUUUUAUGUGGCAUCCAUUUGCUGCAUGAGUUGAUGCUUUCCUCUGUAUAAUUUCUGAAAUGACUGUUUAUAGCCCUGUCAAGACAGUGGGAAAUCCUUCUAUAUAGAAUUCAGCACAGGACUGACUGAUUAUGAUGAGGCCUGUUGGUAAAUAAUGAAAGGAUACUUCUCUGUGACUGAUAUUGUAUUUGCCAGUCCUUAAUUGUAACCAGAUGCAUAUUCACCUGAGUGAAGUAUGGUAAUUUUCUUUUCAGUUCCCAUGAAGGAAAGAUUCUUCUUUGACUAGCUCCAUGGUCUUUGAAUUGCAAACUCUGAGAAUCUUUGGUUACAAAGCAGCUUCUCAAAGCACAGUAGAAUGGCUUUCUGAGCCUCUAUUUGAGAAAAUCUGGAGAACAGAUGAAGGGCCAUAAGAGAAGAAGGCAAUGGUCUAUAUUUUCACAAAGAUUGAGAAAACUGAGUGUGACAAUUUGGGAAGUACACCCCAAAAGCACAGUGCCAGGAACCACUAAAGCAGUGCCAAAAGACUUAAAACAACCCUUCCUCCUUUAAGAAAUUCAAACCCCAAAGCAAAAGACCAGCUGAAAGGAAAACUCAGAGCAGCCAAAAGCCAUUAACUGCUGUUUCAAAAGUAACAAAGCUGACCACAGAAACUCUUAAGUAGAGCAAUAAAGGUAAGUGGGGACCAGGCUAAAAAUAACUCACCAAGGCAAAAACUAGGACUCCGUUUUCCUGGCCCCUGACAGAAUUAACCCCUAGGAUAGGAAAGACAAAGGUCCUGGGACCAGGAUUAACCCAUUAAGGCAGGAAGACAAAAACUCAGGGCAAUCACUUCAACUAGAGGCACACCAAAACCCAUCAAACUACAGAAGCUUCAAAGGGGAAAUAGGUAUAAAAAACCACAGACACAGAAUCCCAGACUGCUUGCUAGCCAGGAACUCUUGAGCUGCGUCACUACUUUCUCUUGCCUUCCUGAAUUAAAGAGUUCCACUUUCUGGCAGCUUGCUUCAGUGUCAAUUUCUUCUCAGCGCGGGUGACUGCUUCCCAGCUGGGGAAUGAACCAGGAGAUUUCUUCCAACAACAGGUUGUGACUGGCUGAAGUGGUUGCAGGAUUUCCAGGAAUGAUCUGUUACUAGAUAAUUACCAGAAUUUUAUGCAAAAAUUUAGAGCUGCAUUUGACAAUCUGACUUGGAGAUAUUUACAAGCGGCAGAGCAACCACAGAAUUUAUGAGUAGAUAUCAGAUUUUCAAUUAUAUGCUAGAGAUGAUGGAUGGAUGGAUGGAUGGAUGGAUGGAUGGAUAGAUAGAUAGAUAGAUAGAUAGAUAGAUAGAUAGAUAGAUAGAUAGAUAGAUAGAUAGAUAGAUAGAUAAUAGGUAGAGAGAGCCUUUGAGUUACUAAUUUCUAGGUUCUAUCAUAUCGCAAGAUCUCAAAUGGACAGCUAACAUCAAAAACAUCAUUAAAAAAGGACAACAAAGAAUGUUCUUUCUGCGCCAACUCAGUAAGCUCAAACUGCCCAAGGAGCUGCUGAUCCAAUUCUACAGAGGAAUUAUUGAGUCUGUCAUUUGCACCUCUAUAACUGUCUGGUUCGGUUCUGCAACCCAACAAGAAAAACACAGACUUCAGAGGAUAAUUAGAACUGCAGAAAAAAUAAUGGCUACCAACCUGCCUUCCAUUGAGGACCUGUAUACUGCACGAAUCAAGAAGAGGGCUGUGAAAAUAAUUGCAGAUCACUCGCAUCCUGGACAUAAACUGUUUCAACUCCUACCCUCAAAACGACGCUAUAGAGCACUGCACACCAGAACACAAGAACAGUUUUUUCCCGAAGGCCAUCACUCUGCUAAACAAAUAAUUCCAUCAACACUGUCAAACUAUUUACUGAAUCUGCACUACUAUUAAUCGUUUCAUAGUUCCCAUCACCAAUCUCUUUCCACUUAUGACUGUAUGAUUAUAACUUGUUGCUGGCAAUCCUUAUGAUUUAUAUUGAUAUAUUGACCAUCAAUUGUGUUGUAAAUGUUGUACCUUGAUGAACGUAUCUUUUCUUUUAUGUACACUGAGAGCAUAUGCACCAAGACAAAUUCCUUGUGUGUCCAAUCACACUUGGCCAAUAAAAUUCUAUUCUAUUCUAAUUCUAAUUUCUGAUGACUACCAGGUUAAGUAACUUAGCAAGAUUUCAGAAAUAGUUUGCCACUGCCAUCUUCUUAGGGCUAAGAGACUGUGACUGGCUGAAGGUUGCCAACUGUCUUUGUGCCUAAUGCAGAACUUACAAUCUCCCAGUUUCUAGCUUGAUGCAACCAUUACCAAGGUGGCUCUACAAUAAUAAUAAAUAUCAUAGCGGUACUUUAGCCCAUGUUUAAUAGCUAUCUUGUUCAGUGACCAUUUACAGCUUUAGUGAUGAAAAAGUGAAUUCUUCCAUUUACAACUUUCACAGUUCUAGAAAGCAAAGAAAAGCUGAGGAAAGACCAUUACUACAGUUUCCAUUUCAUUUAGCAACCAUUUCGCUUAAUGACCAAGUUGCCAGUCCCAGUUAUGGUUUCCUCAGACCCUGAUGCCAAAAACACAUGCAAAAUGGAGUGGUAAAAACCCCUUUGUACUCGGGAGAGAAACAGGAAAUACCCUUCAUUGAUGUUUCUGCUAUGGAACCUUGGGACUGACUUGAACAGUUAAAGGAGAAAGUCCUUGGGUCAUGCUGUGCUUGUGGAAGCAGCUAUAUUACCCCUUAAUUUAAUGGGCAGUAUACCAUCAACCAGAAGCCAGGAUCCCAGUUCACAAUCAGGAGACCAUACUGCAUCAAAAGAAUUAGCCACUUUAAAAAGAGUUUCUGGGCUGAUUUAUGGUUAUGAUGAUCAGUCAGAUUAUAGAAAGAAAAAAAAAAACUACACAGAGAGAGGUUAAAAUACAUUUAUACAUAUAGCUGCUGUGAAGAAUAUCGAAAGCCAUUUAUUUUUUCUUUUUCUUUUAUGUCUUUUAUCUUUUUCCUUCUUUAUAUAAGUUGUGUUAGUUUUUAUCUUUUUGUUUAAAGGUUAUAAUGAUAUAUAUAUGGGAGAGCUGUAUGGCAGAUUGAUUACAGCAUUGAUCCUUGACCCAGGUUCAAAUCCUGAUUGGUGCCCACCUUACCAGUAAGGGUCUUUGGUCAGAGCACUUCACCUGCCUGCCUCAGAUAUGAGACUGACAUGAAGUAAGAGAAUCAGGCCGACUUGGAUAUCAUCAGGAAUACGAAGGUCCACCACCAAGACAAUCUAAUGAUAAGUGGGCUAAUGGAAGAAACCAUACACGAUGAGACAAGAACAUUUGGAAUUGAUGCAAUGCUUUUACAACAGCAGACCUAAUGAGAAGGGAUAUAUGUAGCAUAUGAGGGAACUAUAAAUGGACAGAAGUCCCACUUUUUAAAAAAUUCUUCCACCCCACACAAAUGCACUCAUUUGUCAAGGAGGAAAUUAAUGCCCAGCUGCAAAAUGCAAUUUUAUUGGUAGAGGUUGUGCAGUCAGGCAAGAUCGUGGGGCUGCAUAAUGAGGAUAAUGGGUAAUAAUUGAGGCAGAAACCGAAAUGAGGAAGAUUCAUUGCCAAAAUACAGAAACAGAGCUUUACAUUGUGCAGAUGCAGAGCAGAAACAACAUACGUGGCAUCAGCAGGUUCUCAUGACCGGAAGAACGCAGUAUGGGAUUUUGACCUCAUAGCUUGGAUGCAACUGGCAAAAUGUUUGCAUUGCACAGAAUGAGAAGUAGCUGAAGUUUCUCCUUGGCUUUAAUAAAGGAGUCAUGAAAUCUAUGAAUUUCCCACGAGAAAAAGGCAAUACCUUCACCACUUGUGGGUCUUCCCCGUCUUCCUCUACUUCUGUUAAUGGCUUUGAUUGCAAUGGACUCCUGUUCAUCUUUCUUGGACUUGCAGUGUUUGUCUCCUCUUGCCUGGCGGCAGCAUCUCUUUACUAUGUUGUUGCACUAAAAACAGAACUAGCAGUCCUCACUAGCAAGCUGAACGGCAGGAUUCAGGCAAGCAAUUCACUUCCACAGCUUGUUGAGCCCUUGGGAGAAACCAAGGCAGCCAGUCCCUUCAUUCCAUACUGGAAGAUGGCCAAUGCAGUUUCCAGCCAGGGAAUUGUUUUGAGAUCACAUCAAGGAAACCGAAACAUAAUGUGGACUGGAGACAAACAUAGGGGGAAAAGAUCCCCCUCUCAGAGAGGAGAAACAGUAUUACAGUCAUGUCUGCAAUUGAUGGCUGACAGCAAAAGUGCCAUUCAGCAACAUGAUGACUCAAGUAUAGUUCCCUGGCUUCUUAGCUUUAAAAGAGGAACAGCUCUAGAAGAACAUGGAAAUAAAAUACUGGUCAGAGAAACUGGCUACUUCUUCAUAUAUGGUCAGGUUUUAUAUACAGAUGAAAUGUUUGUAAUGGGACAUUUGAUUCAGAGGAAAAAAGCCCACGUCGUUGGAGAUGAUCUCAGUCUGGUUACAUUAUUUCGUUGCCUGCAAAACAUGCCUGAAACCUCUCCUAACAAUUCUUGUUAUACCGCUGGUGUUGCAAAAUUAGAAGAAGGAGAUGAACUUCAGCUUACCAUACCACGGACAAGUGCAAAAAUAGUCUUGAAUGGAGAUGUCACAUUUUUUGGUGCAGUCAGACUUUUGUGAAAGUCUUUUUGAUGUUAUCAAUUGCC